GCCGAUCUCAACUCAGCAGUUUGAUAAAACCCUAAUUAUUGACCCCUUUGCAGAAGCUAGGGUUUGUGGCCUUUGGUUUCAGAAGCAAGAGCACUUCAUCAGCAGAGACAGAGCCGCGCCACCUCCGUCGCCGCCAUGGGUCGUAUGCACAGCCGCGGUAAGGGUAUUUCCGCUUCAGCCCUCCCUUACAAGAGAACUCCCCCCAGCUGGCUCAAAAUUUCUUCUCAAGAUGUUGAGGAGAAUAUCUGCAAGUUUGCUAAGAGGGGUAUGACGCCAUCACAGAUCGGUGUGAUUCUCCGUGAUUCUCAUGGUAUUGGCAAGAUCCUUCGUAUUCUCAAGGCUCAUGGGCUUGCACCGGAGAUUCCAGAGGAUCUGUACCACUUGAUAAAGAAGGCCGUAGCAAUCAGGAAGCAUUUGGAGAGGAACAGGAAGGAUAAGGACUCCAAAUUCAGGUUGAUUUUGGUGGAGAGCAGGAUUCACCGCCUUGCCCGUUACUACAAGAAGACCAAGAAGCUUCCCCCUGUCUGGAAAUACGAAUCAACCACUGCCAGCACUCUUGUGGCUUAGGCUAGGGAAACUCCUGGAGAAUGCUUUUUCCGAGCACCAAAGAUUGUGGACUCUUGCAGUUUGGGCAAAUUGUCGGAUUUUGGCAAGAAAUGUUUAUUUAGAAUUUUGUUUUCUUAUUCAUCACUGUUACUUAUAAGUGGAUGACAAUUUUGGAUAUCUCAUUUUUGUUGUGUUUUUCCUUAUAUUUUAGCAGCCCCUCAUCUGACUUGUUGAUCUUGAACUUUAUAAUGAAGCUUUCUCACUUGAGUUUAAUUGAUUA
Messenger RNA from Sesamum indicum (sesame), 826 nucleotides. Its product is annotated as small ribosomal subunit protein uS15. Gene Ontology annotation, molecular function: small ribosomal subunit rRNA binding; structural constituent of ribosome. NCBI's taxonomy places the organism in Eukaryota, Viridiplantae, Streptophyta, Magnoliopsida, Lamiales, Pedaliaceae. Gene Ontology annotation, biological process: translation. The record is from RefSeq and is a predicted model, not a curated record. Gene Ontology annotation, cellular component: nucleolus; cytosolic small ribosomal subunit; ribosome.